Perkinsus marinus ATCC 50983 is the source of this 255-nucleotide messenger RNA. Its product is annotated as succinyl-coa synthetase beta chain, putative. Gene Ontology annotation, molecular function: succinate-CoA ligase (ADP-forming) activity. Gene Ontology annotation, biological process: succinyl-CoA metabolic process; tricarboxylic acid cycle. The transcript is spliced from 2 exons. The coding region runs from base 1 to 255 and encodes 84 amino acids. NCBI's taxonomy places the organism in Eukaryota, Perkinsozoa, Perkinsida, Perkinsidae. The record is from RefSeq and is a predicted model, not a curated record. Gene Ontology annotation, cellular component: succinate-CoA ligase complex; mitochondrion.
AUGGUCGAAAUCAAUCCCCGCGCUGAGAUCAAAGAUGGCCGUGUUACGUUCCGGCAGAAGCACAUCUUCUCCCAAGAGACGCUAGCCAAGAGGAUCCCAGAGAUGUUUGCCGCCUUUGAAUGGGAUCUCAACUACAUUGGCUUGGAUGGUAGCAUCGGUUGCAUGGUCAAUGGUGCUGGCCUUGCUAUGUUGAAAGACAUCACCAUUUCAGAUGUGAAAGAUAAGGUUGUCGCGUUCAACAUCUUCUGCGAAUGA